UGAGAAUUGCUCGGUGUUUUGCACACGCUCCGGUACUUCUCGGUUGUCAUUUAUCGGCGGAAGAUCAUUUACGGAAGUCUCCCGGUCCUCUACAAGCAGCGGGAGAUCCGGUUGUCCAGAAAUGGAAUUUCUAUUCCGGUAAAGUUGCUUUGCUUUAGUUCCGACUCAGGGCCUCCGUUUACAGUUGUGAAAAGUUCAAACAAAAUUCGCCCACCUGCUCCAACUCAUCGAAAGCCCCUGGUUGAGCUGAACGGGCCAAGGUGUAAUCCGCAAGAUUCCGAUGCCAAGACAGGUGAUCAUCGGAUGCCAUCCGAACGGCCAGCUUUGGUACUGUCGUACUUGGAAUACCCAGAGAAGGAAGCGACACCCACAUCAAGUCCAUUGAAGGAACGGAACGGUAUGUAAAUUGAACUGUUUAAACCGAAAGAUGCAAGUUACAUAAAUCAUUUAGUUGCAGAGACGAAACAUCAGAAACAAAAAGAAGAUUCCGGAAAUUUGACCGUUCUUGACAUUACUUUCGGCGAUUUCAACGCGCCCACAUCAAGAUCACGCCUGAAUCAAGAAUACCUCAUUUGCUGCGGGACUCGAUAGUCAAAGAGAAGAGGUUGAGAAUUUUCCAGCAGUUUCCGUUGAUGGUUUGUAUUUGUUUAUUUUUUAUGAUCAAAUAGUAUCUAACGUGAAUUAUUCUCGCAGAAAUGGAUGAUAGCUCGCUGGAACCUUCUAUCGCAGAACGAUGGUUAUUUGCAGGAUGGCCAGGCCAUGCCCCGAGACCAGAUGUCUAAUCCCUUACAGUUUGCAUCCCGAUGGAAGGUCCAGCUGGAGCAUUCCCCGGCGCAAUCGAUCUUUCGGUCCAAACACGAUCUGGAAAGGAAUUGUUGGAUCGUCCAGUUUCGGCAUCGGCCGUUUUGCGUUCCACUGAGGAUAAACCGCAGCCGAAGUCGACGGAAACGUCGACAAGCCCCACUUCGCCUCGGGAAACACCGGCUAAUCGAAGUGAUAAGGUGACGUUGCCGAAUCUUGAAGUCAACGAUUCACCAUGUGAUGGAGGUGAUCAAAGUUUGGACGAGAGUGACGUAGUUCACCUUGCUCCAUACGACCUUCGUCUCCGAGCAGAUCGUCACGGCCGGAAACGGAAUCGCCCAAACUGGGGUGACCUUGUCAAACGUUACAAUCACGGGAUUUUCAUCCCACUUUCGGUACAUCCCGUCGAUCAGCUUUCCACAGUCGUACAUCGACAGAGCAGAACUUUUUACAGAACUUCUCAAAAAGCAUUCGAUGCCGCGAUCCAAUGCGGCUGAUGCCGUGGAUCGUGUUGUGUCGGCAAAACUCCAUAAACAGAUCUUUCAGUCCGGAUGAAGAGGAAGAAGAUGGUACUUAGAUGUAGGUUGUAGGAGUAUGAAGACAAAGAAUACGAUGUGAAUGUGUUGUAUAAACUGUGAAAAUACAAAAAAAAUGUUUAAAAUUGA
Molecule: messenger RNA, 1466 nt
Organism: Culex quinquefasciatus (southern house mosquito)
Lineage: Eukaryota; Metazoa; Arthropoda; Insecta; Diptera; Culicidae
Exons: 2
Coding region: 804-1298 (164 amino acids)
Source: RefSeq, a predicted model, not a curated record